AAUGCAUUUACUCUAAAUCAUUAUUAAUCAUUAAAAUCUAAUGGUGUAAUCUGAAAUCUGAUACAUGUGAAUUUAAAUCUCAUGACUAAAUAUUCCAUAAUUAUCUUCCAUUUUAAGAUUCAAUUUCAACGGAAGAAAACAUACGAAAUUUCCCAGAACAUCACCUUUGCUUUUCCAACCUCUUUCCUUGAUUUCUCCGACAUUUUUAAAUCACCCAAAAUAAAAUAUAAAAAUCCAUUUUUUUUUAUUUAAUUUGAUUUGUUGUUUGUGGUCUUAAAGAAGGAAGAGUCUCUUCUACUGUUUCUUUCUUCUUCUCUUUCAUCUCUUUUGGGGUGAUUUUUAAGGCUAACAUCCAUUCAAUUUUGGUUCAAACCAGAGAUAUCUCUUUGUGAAGUUAAGACUAUUUUAAUUGAAUUUGAAUAAGAAAAGUAGGCAUUAAUGGAGUUAGCAAAUGGGGGGUCAAUCCAUGGAAGAGAAACAGAAGAAGACAUGGAUAGAGAGACCUCAGCAGACACUCCAUUGAGAGAGCCUUCUCCUCUAUACCAUUCUCAUUAUGCUGGUACUGUUAGACAGAGAGCUUAUAUAUUUGAUGGUUCAGGAAAUUUUUACAAUAAAGAAUGGGAUCUUGCUGAAGGGAGAGGUGAAGAGUUUUGUUGGUACCAUGUUGAGCUUCCAAAAGGGAGUCAGAAACUCUCUCAAUCUGCUCAGUAUCUCAUUGGUGUUCUUUGCCCACCAUUGAAACUCCAAGACAUUCUUUCACUCAUUAGCAAUGGACCCUUUUGUGGACAUGUUGAUGGAGCUCUUGUGUUUAGAGUUAACUCACCUGGUCCUGCUUCUAGUGAUUUUACCUUUAGGAUUGCUGCUAGGAUUACUGAGAAUUCGGUUAUUACUGUUUCGUUGGGGCGUGUUCCUAGAUUGGGAUUUUCUAGGAUGGGCCAGUCUUUGCUCUCUGAGAUUCCUAGUGUGGAGAGUCCAACUUAUUAUAGAGGUCAGCAAAAGGAAGGGAGUGGAACAGUGAUAAGAGAGCAUGUUCUUGAGUUCUUGUUGACUAUGAAUCAUUCUGAAGAGGCUGACAAUCCUGUCCCCAAAUCUGUCUCAAAUCUUGUGGUUCAUAUCAUUGACACUCAUGUGGAUCAACUUCAAGAUAUGGUGACUAAACUUGAGAUUGAUUUAGAUGCUGUUGAGCUUGAGUUGGAUAAAGGUGGUUUUGCUCUAAAGAAACAAAUGCUAGAUGAUAGAAGAUUCCCCAAAAUGCAUCUUAAUCUGCAGCGCCUUCUGCAGGUAAUUGCACAUGGAGAGCAAGUAUUUCCCCGAGUCAAAGAAAAAUCUACAUCGAAACGUUGGUUUUGCAGUGAAGACAUUGUUGCCCUUGAAGAGUUAAUUGGACGGUUAAGGAGACUAAAGGAAAAUGUAGGAUUCAUAGCCAAUCGUGUUACUGCUCUUCAGGCCGGUCUAGAUAGCUGGCAAGCCGAGCAAAUCAACAGAAAGCUCUAUUAUCUUUCAUUCCUCUCAAUAAUUUUCCUUCCAUUGUCUGUCAUUACAGGAGUGUUUGGCAUGAAUGUUGGAGGUGUUCCAUGGACUGGACAGAGAGAUCCUAGAAUUAAAGAUGGUUUUCGUAAUGUAAUGAUACUCUGUGUAGCUAUGCUAUUUCUUGUUCUUCUUUGCUUCAUUUUCCCAUAUCUUUAUUCCCGAAUAGCUGCAUGGAGUAGGAGUAGGGCCAUGAAGAAAAGUUGGUCUCUAAAUAGAAGAUCAUUCCUCAAAAGAACCAUUGGUGGUAGCGGUGUAUCUCAGGAAAGAGGCGGUUACCUUAGGCUUUGAUUAACAGUUGAAAAUUUCAUAUUUUAUCAUGGAACUUUUCCGAAAUUUCAACAGAUUAGUUUGAUUAAACGAACGCCAGUGGAUGGUAACUCGUUCAAUGGAACCGUUGAUUUUUUCCCUCUAAACUAGAACACCCUUUGUCUGAAUUUGAUAAAGCAAUGGGGGGUUUUAAUUUGAGGUGAGCCAAUUCUUUCACCGAAUUUGUCUCGAAUAAGAAUAGCUCAAUUCCUUUUCAUUUUUAGAAAUCUUCUUGUAACUUUGUACAGUUCUUAAAUUUUGAGUUGUAUUCUGUUCUGUCCUCCAAGUGCUGUGAAAUACUAGAGUCCAGUUGUUAAGGUGUACCAUCAAUUCAUUUGUAGUACAAAUUUGUAUAUUUUGAAAGAUCAACACAAAGCAUAAUGUUUUCUUUC
Molecule: messenger RNA, 2228 nt
Organism: Cannabis sativa
Lineage: Eukaryota; Viridiplantae; Streptophyta; Magnoliopsida; Rosales; Cannabaceae
Exons: 6
Coding region: 439-1818 (459 amino acids)
Biological process (GO): transmembrane transport; metal ion transport
Cellular component (GO): membrane
Molecular function (GO): metal ion transmembrane transporter activity
Source: RefSeq, a predicted model, not a curated record